Molecule: messenger RNA, 1226 nt
Organism: Gamsiella multidivaricata
Lineage: Eukaryota; Fungi; Mortierellomycota; Mortierellomycetes; Mortierellales; Mortierellaceae
Product: inorganic pyrophosphatase
Exons: 5
Coding region: 239-1120 (293 amino acids)
Biological process (GO): phosphate-containing compound metabolic process
Cellular component (GO): nucleus; cytoplasm
Molecular function (GO): inorganic diphosphate phosphatase activity; magnesium ion binding
Source: RefSeq, a predicted model, not a curated record
CACCCGAACAUAUUCCAAUCAUUCCUUCCUUCUCACCCAUUGCUUCUUGAUCUCUCCUCUUGUUCGUUCUUCCAUUCUGGCGUCUCUUCUGAUCAGAUCAUCUCUCCGCCUCUGUCGCACCGCCUUCUCUGCCUCUUCUUCUCCUUCUCCUUCUCUCCUCCGUCUCCACUCUCUUCAACAACUCCAUCACCCCAUUUCCACACGCGCAUUCCACGCCGCUCCACCUGCACUCUUCGCCAUGUCUGACUACUCCACUCGCGUCGUCGACGCCCCCAACACCCUCGAGUACCGUGUCUACAUCGAGAAAAACGGCGCCCCCGUCUCGGCCUUCCAUGACAUCCCUCUUUAUGCGGACGAGUCCAAGAAGAUCUACAACAUGAUUGUUGAGAUCCCUCGCUGGUCUAACGCCAAGCUCGAGAUCUCCAAGGACGAGGAUCUCAACCCCAUCAAGCAGGAUGUCAAGAAGGGCAAGCUCCGCUUCGUCCGCAACUGCUUCCCCCACCACGGAUACAUCUGGAACUAUGGUGCUCUUCCCCAGACCUGGGAGGAUCCUACUCAUAUUGACAGCGACACCAAGGCUCGUGGUGACAAUGAUCCCUUGGAUGCUUGCGAGAUUGGCGAGCAGGUCGGAUACACUGGCCAGAUCAAGCAGGUCAAGGCUCUCGGUGUCAUGGCUCUCCUCGAUGAGGGCGAAACUGACUGGAAGAUCCUGGUCAUCGACGUCAAGGAUCCUUUGGCCGAUCAGCUGAACGACAUUGCGGAUGUGGAGCGUCUUCUCCCAGGUCUGAUUGAUGCCACCCGCGACUGGUUCCGCAUCUACAAGAAGCCCGAUGGCAAGCCCGAGAACGAGUUUGCGUUUGAUGGUGCCGCCAAGGACAAGGCCUAUGCUACCAAGGUCAUUGAGGAUACCCACGUUGCCUGGAAGCGUCUGAUCUCUGGCGAGAUCCCAUCCAAGGCCGAGGCCUAUGAUGUCAAGGUGAGCAAUGUCUCUGUCGAGAACAGCCCCCACAAGGUUGAGGUUAGCCACGAGAUCAUCAAGAGCAUCCCUGCUUCGUCUGCAAAGCCCGCCGCUCCCAUCGACGCCUCCAUCGACAAGUGGUUCUUCACUAGCAACAUCUAAAAAGGACCUUUCGAGUAUUGUCCAAACACCUUCUUGAUAUUUUAUUUUGCUCCGUACGAUAAUGCCAUGCAAAUCGAAAUAGAGAGAAAAAAAAAUUAAACGCGCC